AGAGUAUUAUUUCGACUACAACUCCUGUGCAGCUAUGACCACAACUUUUAGUUCAGUUUGGAACUGAAGUGACAAUUGAUUUUUACGCCCCUGACUUUACUAAACCAUUGACACUCACAGAACAUUGACUUUUAAAUUAUAUUUUCGCUACUUUUUAAUCUUAAAAAGAAGAAUUUAAUUGUUUUCCAUAUGAAUGAAUAAGUACGAGCAUCGUUGUAAAAAUAUUUUUGAACUGUUGGAAUGAAAACAGAAUUGUUCGACCGGUUAUUUUGCAAUGGUUUUUCCGGAAGGUGUAGUGACACCAUCUGGCCACCAGGAGCGAAAUAACAUACUCCGGUGGCGCUGUGGGCGUGAUGUGCUUUGGAGUGUACAUUUAUUAGCAGAGCCCGUCAAGAUGGCAUUGAGAGCAGCGUUGAGGAAUAAGUGCCUUUUAUCAGGUCUUCACUCCUGCAGCCGUCAUGGCGCCGCGUCCUCCGUUCUCCAGACCAGGCUCAACUCCUCAUCACCCAGCAUGACAGUGGACCUGGACCAGGGCACAGGCGUGGCUGUGAUGCGCAUGCAGAGUCCGCCAGUCAACAGCCUCAGCCUGGACUUCCUCACCGAGUUCUGCAUCAACGUGGAGAAGCUGGAGAUGGACAAGAGCUGCCGUGGCCUCAUCAUCACCUCGAACCUGCCCAAGGUCUUCUCUGGCGGACUGGACAUCAUGGAGAUGUACGGGAAGAGCCCAGAGCGCUGCGCCGAGUUCUGGAAAAGCGUCCAGGAGAUGUGGCUGAAGGUCUACGGCUCCAACAUGGUCACCAUCGCAGCCAUCAAUGGCUCCAGUCCGGCGGGCGGGUGUCUGAUGUCCAUGUGCUGCGACUACAGGAUCAUGGCGGACAACCCUCGCUACUGCAUUGGACUGAAUGAGACGCGGCUCGGCAUCGUGGCUCCUUUCUGGUUCAAGGAGACCAUGGUCAGCACGAUUGGCCACCGCCACACUGAGCUGGCGCUGGAGCUGGGGAUGCUAUACUCGCCCACGGAAGCCCUGAAGAUCGGCCUGGUGGACCAGGUGGUGCCACAGGACCAGCUCAUGACCGCGGCAGCAGAAACCAUGCAGCAGUGGUUGGCCAUUCCAGAUCACGCCCGGCAGCUCUCCAAGUCCAUGAUGAGGAAGCCCACCAUCGACCGGCUGACGUCCUGCCGGGAGGCAGACAUCCAGAACUUUGUCAGCUUCAUCACCAGAGACUCCAUCCAGAAGUCGCUUCGCGUCUAUCUGGAGACGCUGAAGAAGAGGAAGGCCUGAAGUGGCAGCAGCCUCACGUCGGGCCACUCCUUUACUAACAUGCCAACCAUGUCGGUUCAAUUGAAGGUUCAGAUUUCCCAAACUCUCCAGUGGUUUCUAGUCUAUGGAAACAGUGAGUUAGCGCCACAGCUACAUCAGCGUCUCGCCGUGAAAUGACUCAAGAUAGUCACUGUCGUUGAAAAUCUAGUCAGAGUAAAAGAUAACUGUUAGUGGAGCUUGGUGCCGACGACACACUUUCGACAUCCUCGAGUGCCUCGUAAACAACGGCCGACGCCCGUUUCCUCUGUGUUUCAGUUUGUGAUUGGAUCCUGAGAAUCAUGUGAUCGACAUUUGUGUAAUUAAAAGCGUA
Synchiropus splendidus (mandarinfish) is the source of this 1631-nucleotide messenger RNA. It is a transcript of the gene eci1, whose product is annotated as enoyl-CoA delta isomerase 1. Gene Ontology annotation, cellular component: mitochondrion. Gene Ontology annotation, biological process: fatty acid beta-oxidation. The transcript is spliced from 7 exons. The record is from RefSeq and is a predicted model, not a curated record. Gene Ontology annotation, molecular function: enoyl-CoA hydratase activity. The coding region runs from base 275 to 1282 and encodes 335 amino acids. Lineage: Eukaryota; Metazoa; Chordata; Actinopteri; Syngnathiformes; Callionymidae.